Molecule: messenger RNA, 1374 nt
Organism: Saccoglossus kowalevskii
Lineage: Eukaryota; Metazoa; Hemichordata; Enteropneusta; Harrimaniidae
Source: RefSeq, a predicted model, not a curated record
GCCAAUACAACAGUCCAUGCCACAUCGUUGACUAUUCACUCUAACAGUAGAUCAUGCAGGACCAUAAGCGGGACAAUAUUUUUCAGAAAUUGUUCAAGAAGCAGCCGUCGAGUGGGAAGCACCAACGAUCGGCUAGCCAUGAAUCUCAUUUUCCACCGCAGCACAAACGAAACGGACACGUAGUGGGAGACAGCGGUAUGGUGUUUUACAGCCAGCAUUUAGGGACGCAACUUCAGAGCCGGGAACCCGAUCUAGAUAGGGUGUCGACAAUUGUCAAACGUAUGCUUAAUCAUAGCAAAUCGUCGGGAAGGAAGCUACCGAAAUAUGCGAUCACAGUCUCCAGCAAGUAUGUUAAACUGCAAAGUGAAGAUACGAGUGAGAGACCUGCUGUUAUACCCAUACACUGCGUGCAGUAUUGUGCAUCGGAUGUAGUCAACCCAAAAGUGUUUGUGUUUAUAGCCAACACCCAUCAGGCUUUUCAGGUGAAUGUAUUCUGUUGUAGCAAGAAAGCCAAGGCGGAGGCUCUAACCAUCGCAUUCGCCAAGUCGUUCAAACAGUCUUACGGUGAAUGGGAGGACAAACUGAAAGAUCAAGUAGACAAACAGGGACAACUGCGAGCAAGAACAGAUCAAAUGAGGCCGAUGACACCAAGGGGAUCAAUGACAUCGUCAUCGGGGUCGUCAACGCCACCAUCGCCGCAUUCACCAAUGACACCGCGUUCCACGGGCAGCGAUGAUGACAUUAAACCUACCAAACCCAAAGGAAUUGCCUUAUUCGACAUGUACGCUAUGCACCACGAGUACAGACGACGGGAGUCAGUGUUCAAACAGCCUAGUCAUCUUAAAAUUGGAAACGAUUAUCAGACUUUGUCACGAAGUAGCGAAGUCAAGAAAUAUCUACAGUAUGGAGAUUCUGAUCCAGACGAAGAGUGGUCUCAAUAUUCUUAUUGACAAUUCCAAAUACAUCAUGGACUCACUAACUCCGCAUUGCCGAUUGUUGUAUACAAUGAACUAAGCUUAAGCAAGCGAGAUCACCAUGCCAACGAAUAUCGACAGUUAGUUACAGGGGCAAUUAAGUUAUUGAGUAUAGGUGAACGUUAUUUGUUACUUAUAUUGUCCUGGGCGGCUAUCAGAAAUCAGACAUGGCGUUUGGUGCUUAAAUUAGUUUUUGGCAUUUGUAUUUAAAGGUAUUAUUUAAUGUAUGUUUAGAAUCACGUGACAACAGAAUUACGUGUAUUUCUAAUUAUUUAUGUCGUUGUGAGAUUUCGUUCGUACUAUUACCAUAAUGACGUCAUGACUAUAAUUCAACGAACCGAGAAUAUUUUUUCAAAUGUAUAUAUUCCUAAAUUUGUAAAUAUAACCACGAUAUUAAUAA